Messenger RNA from Lachancea nothofagi CBS 11611, 783 nucleotides. NCBI's taxonomy places the organism in Eukaryota, Fungi, Ascomycota, Saccharomycetes, Saccharomycetales, Saccharomycetaceae. The record is from the annotation of a GenBank genome assembly.
AUGUGGCAGGGUUUGAUUUCGCAGUAUCUGUGGUAUGAAGCGAAGGCGUUGGGAGUACUGCGUCGGGUACCGUACAUGGAGGAGUACACUUAUGAUCCUAUAAGUGCUAGGAUCACACUUUUCCUGGCGGUAGUGGGGACCCUGGCAUUUUUCAAUGAGCUCUACAUUACGAUUGAGAUGAGUUUUCUCCAGAAGAAGACUUACAAUGAACUGAACGCGGCUGCACUGAACGCGGAGCUACUCAAGAACCAUCGUAUGAUUCUAGACGACGAGUUUCAUGGCAAAGAAUGGCUCGACGAGAAAAGUGGGAUCGUAAUUGAAGAGUUUGAAACCCGCGACCGUUUCUUCGCUAAACCAGUGCAUGUGGCUCAUCUGUACGUGGAAUGCAACGUCGUGUCUCGCUGCGACAUUGCUGGUAACAACCUCACGCAUGAAGAAGGGAAAUACGUCAAGGCCAACGGUCCGAACCUUUUGUCAAAACCAUUUCGUUUUCACAUCGAAUUCUCUCCCGAAGAGUACGAGCUUGAAAAGAGACCAGAGUUCGGAUGUAGGUUGGACGUUCUUAGACGCAAACUCUAUCAUUUCUUUAAGGAAACUGAUCUACACGAGCAAUUUGUCGUAGAAAAGAAUGACACGCUAGUAAACGAACCUUUUUCGGUCUCUAGAGGUGUUCAAAUAUACAACACAUCGAAUGAAUUACUACCUACAACCGUCGACGACAUCCAGUUAUGUUUUCUAAAAAUGGAGACCGGAGACACCAUCAAAUGCAAAUUUGUUGUUUAG